UCACUGCCUUGGCGGUACUGCUGGCAGAAAGAGUCGAUGAGAUGCCAAGGAUUACGUGCUCUAAGAAGUGGGCUGGAUUGUGGAGAAACUUUCCAAACAGGAAAGGAAAGGCCGUCAUUGGGAGUCCCUCCCUGGGAGAAGAGAGAGCUGCCCUGUCUCCCAGGCGAAGGGAAGUGGCGUGGGCCACGGGGGCCCCGCAGGAGGAGGGAGCCACUCCGCCGCCGCCUCCCGCCCUGUUUGGUUCACUCCUGACAGAUUGCUGCCUCUGCCUCUCGCUGGGAAGCCAGCCCGCGCCUCCAAACACUGCUGCAGCCGGCCAGCCCAAGCAAGGGGCUUCUUCCCGGGCGGGCAGGCGGAGCAACCUCGGUGGCCUCCUCCUCCUCCAGAUCGCGGCUCAAGCCUCCCUCCCAGCCCGGGCCAAGGGACCCAUGCCAGCCAUGGACUCGGCCACGGAGACCCACGAGCUGAAUGGCCUGACCGCCGGGAGCAGCAACGGCGACGCGACGCCUCCGGCUCCUGACCAGCCUGGAAGACAAUGGCUACAGAGAAACAACAGACCAAUUAACAUUAACCAUUAUGCCAACAAGAAGAGUGCAGCCGAGAGCAUGUUGGAUAUUGCUUUGCUCAUGGCCAAUGCAUCCCAGCUCAAGGCAGUUAUGGAACAAGGACCUUCCUUUUCGUUCUACGUCCCACUUAUUGCCCUCAUUUCCAUCUCACUCAUACUUCAGGUUGGAGUGGGUGUCCUACUAAUAUUCCUUGUCAAAUAUGAUCUCAAUAAUCCUGCAAAACAUGCCAAGUUGGAUUUUCUGAAUAAUCUUGCAACUGGACUGGUGUUUAUCAUAGUAGUUGUGAAUAUCUUUAUUACUGCUUUUGGAGUUCAGAAGCCAUCAGCCUCAGUCAGUAAGUGAUAUAAAGAGACCUGAGUUCUGAAUUCUAUAGAUGGUUUCUCCCUUUCAAGAGGAUUUCACUUGAAUAGAAAACAUGAAGAAUACGAAACAGUUCAAACAAGUAUCUGUCUCUGUCAUUUGGCAGAACUCUUUGGCAGAAAGGGCUUUCUGUAUAAUCUCUUAACUGUGCACAAGAUGAUGAACUGCUCCUGUUGGGAAAAUUAAAUUGAAUUUUGUGGUGCAAGAGGUUCUUCCCAAGGAGAUGACUGAAAUCAUCAUUUGAUACAGGCAUCAAAUUUUCACAUAAACCUGAUGGCAUUCAAUCACAGAAGAUUGCUGUUUAAGUGUUAUCUUAUGACUCCAUUGCAGCUGAAAAUUUCUCACUUCUUUUGGCUUUCCUGAGAUGGUUGGAACAGCAGUUUCUACAUCAGAAAGCAUGGCCUUCACAGAGACAUGGAAAGGCAUGUCUGAAUUCUGCAUAACAAGGGCAGAUUACACUGCCAAAACCCUUAAAAUUCUGUGAAACCAAUGUUUUAUGCAAUUUAAAGAACUGAUGCCAUUUUAUUUAUUUUUAUAAUCCCAGAUAAAGAGUGUGUCUCAUAAUUAGAUGGUCUUUAUUUAAAAGGAUAAAGCAUUUGCAGUCAACCUUGUAUAAAUUUUGAAAUAGUCUCUGAAUGCCAUUUGAUGGUAUCUUGUGUCUAUUCAUGGUUUGGUCCUCAAAAUCCAGGUCUUCCAAAGAAACAAAGCUUCAUCCUUCUUAGUUCUUUCUAUAUUUCUUUUAAAAUAUCAUUUUUACCAUGCAUGGGUUUAUUGAAACCAUAGUGUGCUUGGAACAGAUGGUUCAAAAGGAGGCAGUAUCUUUAAAUGAACUCCAUAAAACACUUAAAUAAAAAAGCUUUGUUGGAUGAGAGCCCAAGCAUCUUUCUUACCUAGAUCCCCUCCAUGUAAGUCCAACGACAGGUCCUGAACACAAUAUGUUUAAGAAAGACUCAGCUGUGGUCUCUAUCUAAUUUCUCCAAUGAUUUUUUGGUUUUCUUUUAUAUCUUUCAUGCACUCUGGACUUUUUUCACAAAAGCCAUGGUGUAUUUGCACACAAAUGCAAUGCUGCCUGUUAAACUGUGAACAUAGGCCUUAUUCAGGAGGGAAAACAGUUCAAAAGACAAUUGCCUUUACUUCAAGAGUGACCCUUUGGAAUUAGAGUGUUCUUGAUAGUGCUAACUUAUUCAUAUAUCAAAUAUAUGUUCCAGUGAGUUCAGUGAGGUUUAUCUCUCAAUAGCAUGCAAUGGAGAGCCAGUACGGUGUAGUGGUUUGACCAUUGGACUAUAACCGUGGAGACCAGGGUUGAAAUCCCUGCUCGUCCAUGGAAACCCACUGGAUGAUCUUGGGCAAGUCACACUCAGCCUCUGAGGAAAGAAGGUAAAGGCAAAACCCCUUCAAACAAUUCUUGCCAAGAAAGCACCAUGAUAUAUUCGCCUUAGGGGUAACAUAGGUUAGAAACAACUUGGAGGCACACAGCAACAACUGAUAACCCUCCAGCUUCUCGUGUCUUUUAUUUACUUUGAAUUAUUAUGAAAUGAGAAGCAUCAUUUUGAUGAAUGUAGAGAUGUCAAGAAAAAUGAUUCAGAGUAUAUACUUUUGCCGGCAAUUGUGCAUAUCAAAUACACACACACUUUCAUUUUAAGCAUUUUAUUCCUAAUUUAUCAUAUGGUAAAGAGAAUCUGCAUUUGAUUACAGUUUUCUUAUAGAAACUGACUGAAAUAUAACAGUAUGGUGUUAUAUUUCAUUUUGAGAUACUGCCUCCUGCUAGGCAAACUGACACUUUUCCAGCUCCUACUACAGCUUUCUCUUCCCAUGCUAAAAAUCUGUUUUAGAGACUUUCUCGGCCAUUCAUAGGAGGCUAUGGGAAAGAAGGGCAAGAGGGACAAUGAAUUGCUGAUUCAGGUGGAAAUGUUGGUGGUCAAGGGGGGGGGCAGCAAAAGCACACCACUGGAUCUUGGUCAUAACUUUAUUGUAUUCCAUGUGUGUGGGUGUGGGUGUGGGUGUGUGCUUGACUUGACCAUGGGGAGGUGCUGUUGUUUCAUUUUUCCAUGCCAAGGAGCCUGUUGUCCAUGGACACCUUCCUGAUCGAAUUGCCAGCAUGUUUUGCAGGGGCGCCUUUUACCUUCCCGCCACAGUUGUACAUAUUUAUCUACUCACAUUGCUGUUUUAAAACGCUAGGUAAGCAGAAGCUAGGGCUGAUGGCGAGAGCUCACCCCAACCCGAUGUGCUAACUGCGGGCCCAAUACAUAUCCAUUCUAUGUGAUAGGCAAUCAGAACAAUUAUUAUAGCUGUGUCUUUUACCAUUUCAAUAACUAUUUUUUUCCACUGAAACCAUGCUUUUUGUUUAUUAGAUAUAAAAGAAGAAGCAUGCAAAAUUAAGUUAUGCUGUUUUUUGUUUGUGUUGUAAUUAACUGGUUUUUAGUAAUAAUGGGUUAGACCCACUGAAAUAUGUGGGGCUUGCAUUGGUCAUGAUGAUAUUAUAUUACAUUUAUUUCAGAAAGUAUGGAUCCAAAGCAGUUCUCUUGAGAUAUUAAAGGUCUUUCUUCCUCUUUCUCCAUCUACUAAAAUUUUAUGGAAACUAUUGACUGGUUUAGUUAGCAACUCUUAUACAUAUCAAUUACAAUUUGAUAAAGAAUGCAGUGCAACAUACAGCUAGUUUUUCCUAAUCCUGAUAUAUUCACAUUUUUUUUGUAAAUGUUGUGUUUAAAAUAUUAUUUCUUACUUACCUGAACACUGUAAUGCUCUAAUAUGAUCUAGAGGUAGUAUAAUUUUAAGCAAACUGAAUGUAUAAUUUUUGAAGAUUUUUUAAAGUUUUAUAAAGUAUGUGUGGUUAUUUAAAUAUUUGUGAGAUUAGUAACAUUAUCUCAAGAUAAAUUUUUCUUGGAAAGUACUUACUUCCAAUAGAAUACACUUAGGAUUGAGCUUUUACUUCAGAAUUCAUGGUUGAUAACAAUUUUAUGUGACAUUAAUGUAAAGAGCACUUAUGCCUAUUGAUUUUCAUUGGAUUAAGAGUUCUUAAAUUUGUGUUUGGAAUAAAUUAUGAAUGAGUUCAACAUUGAAGAGACCCUAUUAAAUAAAUCUUUAAAAAAUGGAGAAAGGAAGAUGAGAGGGUUCAUUAAUCAGAUGUGUUUGCUACUAUCUUUCCUACUAUUUCCUCUCUCACAACUGGAUUUCCUCAGAAAUAAGUGCCUCAGAAAUCAGACUUGCAAAUUAAGUCAUUGUUUACCAUCCAGUGAUUAUUCACAAAACAAAGCAUGCUUAAUGCAAGGGAUGUAGGAAAGUAGAUUACAUUUAAUAAACAAAAGUCUCAGAAAUGUUUGGAAAAAAUAUGUGAUUAACAUAUUGUCUUGUUAGACCAAACUGUGGUGAAUGUAUCCUAGCAUAUAUCCUUGCUGUAUUUAUUAUUUCAUUUUUAAAAGAGUUUCAUUGUCACUUCUGAAAAGAAGCUCUCAGCCUCUGAAGAAAUAUAGUAGAAUUUUGUGGGCGGAUUCUGCUGCUUGUCACUAGUGAUAUCAGAGAAAAAUACAGUAGAUGCCUGAAGUAUUAAUACAAUCUUAUUGAGACUAGUUAAUAGAAAACUCCCCAGUAAUAAGAUAUUGCUGUUUGAGAAGCAAGGAAAUGCAAUUCCUCUGUAACAGAAGCUCUUCCUUUACAGAACGCUAAAGUAACAGCUCUAUAUCUGAGUACUCUAAAAUUAUAUUCUAGAAAGACUUCCAAGUCACGAGAACUAGACAUUUCUAUAUUGAGUGCCUCAGCACAAGGUGUAUAUAGCCUUCUAUAAAUGGCCAUUGCUGGAAGUAGGAUCUAAAUUAUUCUGAUCCUUUUACUCAGGUUGAGAUCCUUGUUUGUUUUGCUUUUUAAUUGCAGCUGUAUUAUAUUGUUGGUGUUUUAUGUACAGAGAUGAAUUUUCCACCUGUUAUUGAUCAAUAAAGCAUUUUUAUUAGUUGG
Messenger RNA from Anolis sagrei ordinatus, 4874 nucleotides. RefSeq names its product ninjurin 1 (gene NINJ1). Gene Ontology annotation, cellular component: membrane. Gene Ontology annotation, biological process: tissue regeneration; cell adhesion. The record is from RefSeq and is a predicted model, not a curated record. NCBI's taxonomy places the organism in Eukaryota, Metazoa, Chordata, Lepidosauria, Squamata, Anolidae.